Molecule: messenger RNA, 495 nt
Organism: Rotaria sp. Silwood1
Lineage: Eukaryota; Metazoa; Rotifera; Eurotatoria; Philodinida; Philodinidae
Source: the annotation of a GenBank genome assembly
AUGAAUUUUUUUCAAUGUCGAAAAUGGCCUAAUUUAGCACAGAAUAAAAAAAAUAUUUAUCAACGAUUAUACAAUGUCACAUAUCGAUCAUUAUCAUCAUUAUUACCUUCAAUCUGUUCUCAAGUUUUAUUCAAUGAUAAUAAUAUACUAUCUCCAUAUAUAUCCCCAAAAGAUCCACAUACAAGUGAAGAACGUCAAGCAAAAAUAAAUACAAUAUGUAAUGUUACACAAAGAUUCUGUACUGGAACAUUACAACAAUAUUCAAGUUUCAAUGAUUGUCAACAAUUUUUAAGAACACAAAUACCUUAUGGUUCAUAUGGUAGAGCAGAUCAAAGAAAUGUUAUUUGUCGUUUUGUUCAUACAUAUUUUGUACCUUUAUUACCAUCUAUACAUUGUCCACAUGUUGGUCCAACUAGAAGAGGAGCAUGUACUGAUAAAACAAUCGACUUUUAUUAUAAUCAACCAAAUUUUCUGGCUUGUGCUCAUAGACAAUAA